AUGCGCACAAGGAAGCAUGAGUGUGGCCAGUGGUAUGGAUGUGUAGACUCGUUACCUGGUGCGGAAUGGCCGUGGGAGCGUAUCCCACAGGAAGAUGGUAGAAGGAACAUAGGGGGUUAUUGUGGAACCUUAAAGGGUUAUUAUCCCAGUACAGUACAAUCAGAAUCUGCUCGAGGUCCAUGGAUGGAUCUAAAUAUGAAUGAUUGUGGCACUGUAUUUCAUAACAAAACUAUUGAUUUUAGUACCAUUGCACAAUAUUUCAAGAAGAAGUUACAAGAUAAUCCUAAGUACAUGGUUAGGGAGAUGAUGUUCGAUUUGAAGAGAAUCUUUGAGCUAAAUGUUAGUCAUGGGAAGUGCAAGUGGGCUAAGAGAAUGGUAUUGGAGUCACUAGAUGGUAGUUUUUCAGAUGAGUACAAUAAACUUGAGGUUUAUGCCAAUGAAUUGAGGGAAAGUAACCCUGGUAGUGAUGUGGUUGUUACACUUUCAAAGAGUGCACUUGAAGAAGGAAGAAGAAGGUUAUUGAGGAUGUAUGUGUGUUUACAUGCUUUGAAGAUGGGUUUCAAUCUAGGAAUGAGACCUUUUAUUGGUCUGGAUGUUGUUGAUAAAGAGACAAAAAAAUACUUGAAAUUGGUUCAUGCAGUUGCUUCAAUCUUCUUUGGACCUCAAGGAAGGGGAAGGAAUCACCUUCAUGUCAGAUAUGCAAAAGAUGAAUACAAAACUAGGGAAAACAAGAAGGUUUUAUGGUGGUGUACAUGGUGCACAUAUGCAGAAGAUUUAAAAGAUCAGCUAGAAAAAAUAUGGGACUUGAACAAAGAUGCUGCAGAGGCUUUGUUGAGGUACCCACCUCAGGCCUGGUGUAGAACAUAUAUGGACACAAUAUGCAAGAAUCAGUUAGUUGAAAAUAACUUGAUUGAAUCCUUUAACAAGUGGAUUGUGGAUGCAAGGCAUAAGCCUAUAAUCAAGAUGCUAGAGGACAUCAGAAUCAAGACCAUGAACCUGUUAAAAGAACAUGAAGAAGAAAUUGCUCAAACAGCGUGUGAAGUAAAUGCAAAUGGUCAAAAUGGCUAUGAAGUUAUAGAAGAAUCUGACAAGCAUUGUGUCAAUUUGGCUGUGAAGAAGUGCACUUGCAGGUCAUGGGACCUUACAGGAAUCCCAUGUCCACAUGCUAUUAGAGCUAUACUUCAUGACUCUGGUGAUUCAAUGACAGAAAUAAACUGGUGGUAUAGCAAGGAGGCAUUUCUGCUGACUUAUAGGCACAAGAUACAGCUUGUUAGGGGAGAAAAGUUUUGGAAGAUUGAAUCAUCUCAAGCAAUGGAGCCUCUAGAGGUUGUGAUUUGGCUGGCAGAUCUAAGGUUAAGAGAGAUAGCAGAAGGAUGA
Messenger RNA from Nicotiana tabacum (common tobacco), 1377 nucleotides. RefSeq lists its product as uncharacterized. Gene Ontology annotation, molecular function: zinc ion binding. The record is from RefSeq and is a predicted model, not a curated record. NCBI's taxonomy places the organism in Eukaryota, Viridiplantae, Streptophyta, Magnoliopsida, Solanales, Solanaceae.